Molecule: messenger RNA, 1196 nt
Organism: Pyricularia oryzae 70-15
Lineage: Eukaryota; Fungi; Ascomycota; Sordariomycetes; Magnaporthales; Pyriculariaceae
Exons: 1
Coding region: 159-1001 (280 amino acids)
Source: RefSeq, a predicted model, not a curated record
GCCAAAUUUUGACAAGAUUGAUAUGCAUCUCUGUCUACCUCACUCACCUUUUACAACAACUUUGCCUGCGACACCAAACUCACUCACAAGCACAUGAUCUUCAACAGACCUUACAAUAUGAAUGGCCAAUCCCAAGAAGCUUAGGUACUUGCCGCUUCAUGAGGACCACUGCGAAAACGCUCUUACCCGGCAUGUGGUACAAAACACUGGUCCCGUGUGGUCAUUUCAUCUGGCGACCAAGCCGCGCACACGGCGCGGCCUUUCCAUUUCAAUAUGAGGGCAUCCGCCGGACGCAUUCUGCAAGUCCUACUACUGGGAAAUUGCAACCGUAUCCCGGGCAGAUAGAGUCCAUAAAAAGCGUAGUAGAGAGGAUGCGCGCUGUUGGGAUUGUGCUUCCAAACGACAAACUCCGCAAAAUCCAAACGAAAUUCACAAAAGUCUCCAAAAAGGCUAAAAUAAACGACCCCAUAAUGCAUGCGCAAGAAAGAGCCACGGCACCAGUCAAGGAACUUCUCUCGUUUUCCGUGAGUGCUUGGCCAUGGCACCGGGUAACGGACAUUGUCCAGGCUGAUUAUUUCUCCACCCCGAAGCCUCUGACGGGGAGGGUGGCCUCACGCCUCAUCCACCGGAGCCAGACGGAGCCUUUGUGGAUUUGUACUGCGGUGAGGGGCAGAUCAAAUCAGUCCCUUCACAUCAACAACUGUUGCCAGUCGAUAAGGACUCAGCAGGUAAAAAGAGCCUUUCAGGUGGCGCUUCGGAUGCACGGCUACGAUAAGCACGGGAGAAGGUUUGAGGAAUCGAGCGACAAGCCUGAACAGCUGUAUGGGACGUGCAAUCUUGUUGCCCAUAUGGACGACGCUGCCAGUAUAAAAAAGCCGGUCCUUGUUCAAUAUUAUUAUGACAUAGUCGGCCAGCUGAUGCCGCAUUUGGGGUGCGCUUCUGGCGAGAUACCACCCGUCCCGCUACACCACCGAAAUACGCAACAAGAAGGGACUGAAUAAAUGGCUCGUGAGCCGCGAUCCAAGAAGUACACAUCAAAGAUGCGGGACAGGGCUGUACUAUUCUUAUUUUGUAUAAUAGAAACAUGAGCCGGUCAACCUAUCCAAGUUACCUACGUAAAUUAAUUGUAUCCGGCGUGAAUCGAACUUAUGUUUGUCGCCUGCUUGAAUUGCUUGACCCUAACCCUUCGAAAGAGG